AUGGCGAGUCGAUUCUGGGCAGGCAGUUCGUCGUCCGAAGAGGAGAGUGACGUCUCGGACGUGUCGGAUGUCGAGACGACGCAGCAGCAGGCGGCGCGUGCUGCUUCGCGCUGGGCCGUGCAGUCGGACUCGGACUCGGACGAAGAAGUGCGCGUGGUCAAGAGCGCCAAGGACAAGUCGCUCGAGAGCAUCGAGCGCAGCUGCAGUAGCAUCACGAACCACAUGAAGAUCAACGACUGGACGCAGAUCCAGAGCGCGUUUGACGACUUGACAAAGCAACUGGAGCGCGCGAAAAAGACCAUGACGGUGCUGCCGACGUUUUACCUCUCGACGAUGGUCGCGCUCGAGGACUUUCUGGCCGAGAAGGUCAAGAACAAGGCCGAGCAAAAGAAAAUGAACAAGGAGAACAGCAAGGCGCUGAUCCGCAUGAAGGGCAAGCUCAAGAAGGCGCUCGAGCCGAUUCGCAAGCCUGUUGACGACUUUCGGGCGCAUCCAGUGGAGUCGAGUGACUCCGAGUCCGAGAGCGAGUCCGAGAGUGAGUCCGAGAGUGAGUCCAGUGAGAAAUCGGAUUCCAAGUCGUCGUCAGUGGCCUCGUCUUCGGACUCGGACGACAGUAGCAAUGGGGCUGGAUCGGACGACGACAGCAGCGACGAUGACGACAAGUCGGACGCCGACGACGAUUCAGACAGCUCGGACGGUUCGUGGCCAAGCAAAUCGUCGGCUUCGUCGUCGUCUUCGGAAGAUGACGACAACAUGCCCAAAGGCCGCGCGCGAUGGCUGAAGCAGACGCCGGUGGUGACCAAGGCGAAGAAGGUGAAGGGACCUAAGAUCGUCAAGCAGCGCGAGACGCGUCGAGAAUCGGAGGACGGUGUGCAAAAGAGUGUUGUGGAAGAGGAGCUCAAGCUCACUCCGAGCCAGUUUGACCGUCGUGUGAAAGAGGUGGUUGCGAUGCGGGGCAAGCGGGGUAUUGACCUUUCGGAGCAGCUCAACCAGAUGCGGAAGCUGGCCAACUACGCUGGACGUCUUGGCCCUGCCCGCCAGAUCGUGGCCACCAUGUACCUGGUGGGUACGUCUGUGUUUGACACGUCGUCCAAGAUCGACCGCGUCAUGUCAGCGCGUCAUUGGAAGCAGGUGCAGGCCAACAUCUGCACUAUCCUCUCUCUCCUCGAGAAGAACGCGGACUUUUCGCUUGCCCCGUUGACGUCAGAAGAUCAGGCUGACAUCGUGCGUGCUGGCCGCGAGAAGGUCACUGCUGCUCAGAUUGCUGCCGCGGAGGCGGAGGACGCCGAGGAGGACAUGAAUUUUGUGGAUAUGCUGCCACAGGCUGGCAAGAAGGGCACGAUCAAAGUGUCGGGCGAUCUUGCUGCUUUUGUUGACCGUCUGUCGGAAGAGUACACGAAGAGCCUGCAGCAGACCGAUCCGCACACGAGCGAGUACGUUGCUCGUCUGUUUGACGAGAACAUGCUGAUUGAGGUGGCCGAGCGCGUGCAGACAUUCUAUGCGCGCAAGAAGGACUUCGUGCGCGCUGGUACCAUGGCCCUUGUGCGCGCUGAGCUCAUCUACUACAAGCACGACUCGGUCGCGGCGGCCUUGUACGAGGCGCAGGCGAAGCGUGCCAAGUUUGGCGACCCCGUGUUCCUCCACCCUGCGUGCACGAGCACUAGUGCCAGCAAGACGAAGGAGUUUGACGUGUCGAAGGUGCAUCCUGCGUCGGCAAUGGGUCAGCCUACAGUGAAUGUGACCGCGGUGGAUGCCGAGAAGCUGCUGCGUGAAGUGUGCCGCUUUGUGUUCCAGCACGGAGACAUCCGUGCCAAGACUCGUGCGAUGCUGUGCCGCGUCUACCAUCACGCGCUGCACGACCGCUUCCAUGAGGCUCGUGAUCUGCUCCUGAUGUCGCACAUUCAGGACAACAUCUCGGACGCUGAUAUUCCUACCCAGAUCCUGUUCAACCGCAUGAUGGCGCAGCUCGGGCUGUGUGCCUUCCGUUGCGGUCUCAUCUGGGAAGCUCACGCUUGUUUGUCGGAGAUCUGCACGGGCUCGCGCACGAAGGAGCUGCUCGCCCAAGGUCUGCAGUCCUUUCGCUAUGGCGAGCGCGAUAUUGAGCAGGAGCGUUUGGAGCGUCGCCGCCAAGUGCCGUAUCACAUGCACAUCAACCUCGACCUGCUUGAGACGUGCCACCUGGUAAGCGCGAUGCUACUGGAGGUGCCGAAUAUGGUGAACGCGCGUCUGUCCGACCGCAAGCGCAUGGUGUCGAAGGCCUUCCGCAAGCUCCUUGAGUUUCACGAACGCCUUAUCUUCGAGGGUCCGCCCGAGAAUCCGCGUGACCAUGUGGUUGCUGCUGCUAAACUGCUGGCCCAGGGAUCGUGGCAGAAGAGCGCUGAGCUCCUCGUGAGUCUUCCUGUGUGGGACUUGUUUCCGGGUGCCAACGUGAACCAGCGUGUCAAGUCGAUGGUUCAGCACAAGAUUCAGGUUGAAGCCCUGCGGACGUACCUCUUGGCGUUCAGUGACGAGUACGAUUCCGUGAGUCUUGCUCGACUGAUGGAGAUGUUUGAACUUGACGACAAGACCGUGCACAGCGUCGUGUCCAAGAUGAUGAUCAACGAAGAACUGCAGGGGGCCUGGGACCAAGCCUCGCAGGCCAUUGUCUUGUACAAGACCGAGCGCUCGACGUUGCAGACGCUGGCAGUGCAGUACUCGGAUAAGCUGUCGCAGAUUGUGGAGAACAACGAGCGCAUGAUGGACCUGCGCUCGGGUACGGGCAAGGAAGAGUGGGGCAACCGCCGUGGCGGUGCUGACGGCCGUCGUGGCGGUGGCCGUAUUGGGUUUAAUGCUGGCGGUGGUCGUCGUGGUGACAAUCAGAGUGGUCGCGGCGGAUUCCGUCCUCGCCGCGGUGGUGGCGGUGGCGGUGGAGGGGGUCGUGGCUCUCGACAACAACGCCAGUAG
Messenger RNA from Hyaloperonospora brassicae, 2943 nucleotides. Lineage: Eukaryota; Oomycota; Peronosporomycetes; Peronosporales; Peronosporaceae. The record is from the annotation of a GenBank genome assembly.